Messenger RNA from Spea bombifrons (plains spadefoot toad), 1819 nucleotides. It is a transcript of the gene RNF214, whose product is annotated as ring finger protein 214. Bases 67 to 1680 code for a protein of 537 amino acids. The record is from RefSeq and is a predicted model, not a curated record. Gene Ontology annotation, molecular function: ubiquitin-protein transferase activity. Lineage: Eukaryota; Metazoa; Chordata; Amphibia; Anura; Pelobatidae. The transcript is spliced from 14 exons.
UGCUGAAUCUCUUGUGAAGACGUCUGUAGUAUCCGUGCUGGGCUAAUAUAUUCUCAGAGCCAGAAGAUGUCAGGACAGCAGAGCGAGGAUGAAGGGGAUUCCGCUCACCAGCCCUUUCCAGACACACGUGAAGGACAGAAGUCCCCGGCGUGUCCGGGAAGCCUCAGCCGAUGUGUUGCGGUGCAGACGGAGUGUGGAAAGCAAGAUGCAGAGACAAUUACAGACAUUGAUGCAGAAGAGGUUCUGAAAGAGCUUAUAAGCCACAGGGAGCAGUUGAAGGAUAAUUACCAAGUGGUUCUGGACAGACAGAUCCAGGCGGAAAAACAGCUUCAGGUUCAACUCAAACAGCUGAAGCAAAAGAAGGAGGAGGAGAUUCAGCGACAUCAGGAUGCCCUAAAGGCCAUCCAGGAUGUUGCUGUGAAACGGGAAGAAACCAGAAAGAGGACAGAGAAAGACAAGAAGGAGCAUUGUCAGAAAGAACAGGAUCUUAACUCCGAACUGGAGAAGAUGCAGUCAAAGAGUGAACGGCUACAACAGGAGCGCGAGGAACUGGAAAAGAAGAUUGUAUCUCUACUGGCAGAGCAGACAAAGGAGAAGGAAGAGUGGGAGUCUGAAUUGGCCUCGUUAAAGAAGCAGGAGGAUAAGAUCACGCAGAGUGUCCAGGAGGAGAAUGACCGUGCAGUGAGAGCUGAGGUUCUUUCCCUGGAGAGUCGGCGAGACCUUUUACUCAUUUCAUUAGAAGAUGCGGAGAACGAAGCAGACGUCACGCUUUCCUGCCUCAGGGUUGCCACCCCCACCCUAGAGUGGAUCCAGCUAAAGCAGAAGUGGGAGGCCAGAUUAGCCGGGAUCCAGCAGAUAAAAGCCAAUCUUCGGGAACAGUUUGACUCCCAGAUUCAGCAAGUAAGAAAUGGAUGUAAACUUACAAGCCUCCCAUCAAUUAUGGCUCCCAGUCUACCUCCUCCACCCUCUGAUACAAACCUCAUGUUGCAGAGGAUUGCCCUGAGUCCUCUUCAGAUGCCCCAUGUCGCAGCGCCAUUCCAGCCAUCUGUACCGUACACCCUCCCCAAGCAAUCUCAGCUUCCGAGUGCCCUCCCAUGCCAACCCUCGCCUCCUCUGCCACACAUCCCUGGACCUUUUUCUAGUGCAACGCCUGCGGUACCCAGAGCAGCAAGUACUACUCCCUUCCAGACGACCACUAAUGAUCAUUCAGCUGUUCCUCCUGCAGCGGACAAGCUGAGCAAAAUCCUGGAAAAACUGCAAGCCAGAUUCCCGCAAUGCAGCAAAGCUCAGCUCACUGGGGUCAUGCAGCAGAUUAAGAUGGCUCGUGGAACGCUCUCUGGGCUCACUGUGGAGGAACUCUGCAAGCUUGUGGCUAACAGACUAGUAGAAACACAGGAUCUAGCAACCAACGUCACAUUACCUCCUCGAAACGGUAGGUCGGGGUUUCAUACACCCCAAGGAACGGCUUCAUUCGGACCCUCAUCCCCAAGUGCAUAUUUGGGGCAGCCACUACAGCUUUCUGCUCCUUGCAAGCUGUGUCUUAUAUGCCAGCAGAUCGUUCAUCCCACUGAUCUUAAACCAAUGUCUUGCAAUCACGUCAUGCACCAGAAGUGUAUUUCUUUCUGGGCUUCAACAAACCAAAAUGCUUCCUGCCCUUUCUGCCCCAGAGAUAAACCAUGAUUAAAAUGGACACAGAGACCAUCGGCUAACUCAUGAUACAGUUCGUAAUGUUCCCACGUGGCAUUUUGUACAUAGAAUGCUGUGUUCAGAAUGUUUUGUACAUAUUUUCCCUGAUUAAAAAUCAUAUUGUAGGUCUGCA